UUGCCUUUGAUCAUCGAGUUAACGAUAACUUAGGCAAACGAGCAACUUAUUUUGCUCAGAUUGAACCAAACCAUCAUCCCAUGGAGUUACCAACUGCAUCCUCCCUCAACAGCGCCAUCACUCAAGACUGGAACAAAGACACCAUCUCCUCCCUCGUACCCAUAGAAACACAUAAGCUUUUCCUCUCCGUCUCGGGCCCACCACGAGGCACCAACGCUCCCGUGGUGGUCGUCCUGCCUGGCGCAGGGGAAACUGUCAGGUCCUACCCAGCCCUUGAAAGGAUCGUCUCGACAUUUGCGCGUAUCCUUCUGUACGACCGCUCAGGCCUUGGGCGCAGUGAGGAUGGUCCCAGCCGCCCAACAGCAGUAUCGGCAGCGAGCGAAUUAAGUGACGCCCUGGACGCUGCUGGAAUAUGCCCGCCCUUCAUUCUGGUCGGGCACUCGUACGGCGGCAUAAUUGCGCGUGAGUUAUUACACAUCCGCCAGAACGAUGUGGCUGGCAUGGUGCUUGCAGAAGCUGCUACAGAGCGACAGUGCCAGUUCUUUCAGAUCCCAGACCCCAAUGUAGCCGCGGUCCUUGGUGGUCUCAACUUCGCGCAGGUCACGGGCUUGAGGGCGGAUUCUAUGCUCUCUAGAGAUGAGUGGCGGGCCCGAGCGAUAGAGAGACCACGGGGAAUGGCAUCUUCUCAGGCUGAGGCAGACUCGUUUGUUGAAGUGUGUGAGACGUUGGCUGUGAAGGGACAGUUUGAAAGACAAGCCAUGGGAAAUAGACCCGUGAGCAUUAUACGCUGCAAUGGCAUGAGGGACUACGAAAGACUGUAUGCAAAAGGUGUAGAGGUUGGGAAUGGGACGCAAGAGCAAAGGAAGGCAUUUCGUGAUCUAUUAGAUAGUUGGGAUGAAGUUGACCGGGAGCUGAAGGAAGAGCAGCUCCGGUUGAGCUCCAAGUGUCAUUUUGUGCAUGUUGCAGACUGUGGGCAUAAUGUACAGCUUACCCGACCGGAUGUUAUCGCUGAGGAGAUCAAAUGGGUGCUUGACAAUAUCUGUUGAAAGAUUCACUCCUUGUUUUGAACCUUUCCAAGGAGGUAAAUUCAGGAUUUCCAGAGUUUUGUAGUUUAUUUCCUUAACUUUACCCCGUUUACAGCCAAUUUUUCUGAUAAAGGGCAAGAAAGCAAACAACGAUAUCCUUCCAGCGUACGCAAUGCAUAGCAGAUAUUACUUUAAUAUCUAUGUCUAUCUAUCUCCCAAUGCUACAGCUACAACUUUACAACUUGUACGGAGUACUCCAGAAAUCUUACAUCAUACUAUGACGUCACAUAUACAAUUUCUGCCACGUGAUUGGCCAAACAUUCCCGCACGU
Messenger RNA from Blastomyces dermatitidis ER-3, 1356 nucleotides. RefSeq names its product alpha/beta hydrolase. The record is from RefSeq and is a predicted model, not a curated record. Gene Ontology annotation, biological process: regulation of lipid storage. Gene Ontology annotation, cellular component: endoplasmic reticulum. The coding region runs from base 81 to 1046 and encodes 321 amino acids. The transcript has a single exon. NCBI's taxonomy places the organism in Eukaryota, Fungi, Ascomycota, Eurotiomycetes, Onygenales, Ajellomycetaceae.